Molecule: messenger RNA, 1714 nt
Organism: Austrofundulus limnaeus
Lineage: Eukaryota; Metazoa; Chordata; Actinopteri; Cyprinodontiformes; Rivulidae
Product: TAR DNA-binding protein 43
Biological process (GO): regulation of gene expression
Cellular component (GO): nucleoplasm; chromatin
Molecular function (GO): RNA binding
Source: RefSeq, a predicted model, not a curated record
GGUGUGUGUUUACUAAGAACUUGAGCUCCAUCACCUGAUUCCACUUGGACCAGCUCUCAACACCAUGUCGGAGCUGUACAUUCGGGUGGCUGAGGAUGAAAGUGAGGAGCCCAUGGAGAUCCCCUCAGAAGACGAUGGGACGGUUUUGUUAUCAUCGGUGGCAGCUCAGUUCCCAGGGGCUUGUGGUCUGCGGUACAGAAACCCAGAGUCCCAGUGCAUGAGGGGGGUUCGGCUUGUGGAGGGAGUCCUGCACGCGCCUGAGAGCAACUGGGGGAACCUGGUUUAUGUCGUCAAUUACCCCAAAGAUAACAAAAGGAAGAUGGAAGAAAUAGACGCUGCCUCAGCUGUGAAAGUUAAAAGAGGCUUUCAGAAGACAUCAGAUCUAAUUGUGCUCGGAUUGCCUUGGAAAACAACAGAACAAGACCUGAAAGAUUAUUUCAGUACCUUUGGGGAGGUCAUCAUGGUGCAGGUGAAAAGAGAUGCAAAAACUGGCAACUCGAAAGGUUUUGGGUUUGUCCGGUUUGCAGACUACGAGACACAAACUAAAGUCAUCGCUCAGAGACACAUGAUUGAUGGACGGUGGUGUGAUUGUAAACUUCCAAAUUCAAAGGCAUGUCCUGAUGAGCCCAUGCGGAGCCGUAAAAUCUUUGUUGGCCGCUGCACAGAAGACAUGACAACUGAUGAUUUGAGGCAGUACUUCAUGCAGUACGGUGAAGUCACUGAUGUCUUCAUUCCUAAACCUUUCCGGGCAUUUGCYUUUGUCACAUUUGCUGAUGAUCAGGUUGCCCAGGCCCUGUGUGGUGAGGACUUGAUCGUCAAGGGGGUCAGCGUGCACAUCUCCAAUGCUGAGCCCAAACACAAUAAUAGUAGGCAAAUGAUGGAUCGAGGGCGGUUCGGGGCUGGUGGGUUCAGUCAGGGUUAUGGUAGUAAUCGRAGUGGGCUUGGCAGUGGUAGCGGCGGGGUUAAUUUUGGGGCUUUGGGUCUUAACCCGGCCAUGGUGGCCGCUGCCCAGGCAGCUUUGCAGGGCAGUUGGGGAAUGAUGGGCAUGCUGGCUAACCAGCAGGGUCUGAACACAACAGCAGGCACAGCCUCAACAACCAGAGAUCAGACGUACAGCUCUGCCAGCACCAGUUACAGCAGCCCCAGCUCAGCUAGCCUUGGCUGGGCUGCAGGCACUAAUGCUGCUUCCAACAGCGGCUUCAGCUCUGGCUUUGGCACGUCUAUGGAGUCUAAAUCCUCUAGUUGGGGAAUGUAGAUAGCUAGAAAUUGACCUUUUCUGUCGCUGUUAGGCUAAUUUGGUAAGUAUGCUUAUAUGGAGGAAUGGCUUGUAUCUUAUUUAAAAAAAUACACUGCCUUUUAUUUUAUUAAAGCUGAAAUUUCUACUGGUGUGACUGAUGAUGUCAUGCAUUGAAUGCAUGAAAAGUUUAGUGUUUGGAAUCUUCACACUUAGUUUUGUUUUUGAGCUUAAGUUACAAACAUGACUGCAUGCAUAAUUAUUUAUAAACAUGCACGAACGAGUAUCUGGAGAUCCUCCCCCCACAGUCAGUUAUAUGGGCAGUAUAUAGUUAUCUAUAUGUUUAUGAUUUUGGUUGCAUUUUUUUUGUUUAUCUUUUGUAAACGCCUUCAUAAAAGUUUCUUCUGCAGUUCAUCAACUCUUUCACAAUUUCCCGGGAGGACUCGCGUCAUUGGCAGCAAUGUUGGGCAGAUCUCAGUA